UGCCUUGGCUCUUCUCGGCCUAAACACACGAAAAAUGCCAAAAAUGUAAUAAACCAAAACGAAGAAUCGGAAUUCCUCACACCAUUUUACCAACUCUGCCGUGUUCUGUGCUUGUGUGUGUUUGUGUGUGUGCUUGGAUUUUGCUGCUACACCAGCUCGUGGCGUUUGUGUGCGUGCGUGUGUGUGGAAUUGAUCAUAAAUACUUUUGCACAACGCGCCCCUCCACAAUUCCAGAAGAAAGUUGUUUAGCAUAUGCGUCCGACCAGAGGCGCAUAGACCCCGGGCAAAGCGGAAAGGAGAGGAAGUGGGAGGGCCCCAGCAGCACGGCAAUAACAGCUUCUGCCAGCAGCGGACGGAUGAUGAGGAUGAGCGGCUGCUGAUGACGAAUGACGACGAACUGAAAGUGUCGAACCCCCAGAACCAGAACCAGCUCGACGCACCACAAACCAGCACCUUGUUCGGAAGCUGCGCCUGCAGAACAGAUACGAUUUCGAGUGAAAUUAGAAGAGGAAAAGAAAAGUGACAUAUCCAACUGGCAACUGGCGACUGGCGGAACCAGUCUCCGAAAUACCCAACGAUACACACACAGAAGGAGCUGGAGAGAGGCAGGCAGCAGGCAGAAGCAGCAGCAGCAUGUAUCGCCCAAAUUUCUACGAGUCGACGUGCCUGCGGUGCAGCGAGACCGUCUAUCAGGUGGAUCGUGUGGGGCCACUCAAGGAUUUCACAUUCUUUCAUUCCGGUUGCUUCAAGUGCGUCCACUGCGGCACCAAGCUAACGCUCAAGACAUAUUUCAAUAAUCAACACAAGCAGGAUGACAAAGAGGUCUAUUGCAGUUCCCAUGUACCAAAGAGCGGACCCGGUCAUCUCGAUCAGACAGCGGUGGGCAUUCGCCAGGCCCUGAAUGCGCCGCGCACGAGCAAGUUCGUGAACGAACAGAUUCGGGGCACGCGCACCGAGAUUGACGGUGCCCCACUGGGCGGUUCGCGUCAAUCCACGCCCAACGGCUACGUCGGCCGCGAGGUCAACUCCCCGUCACAAAACGAAUCCGACUACAAGUACGGCCGCUUCGACGCCAGUGCCCUGCACAUCGCCCAUGCACUGAAGCAGACGGAGGUCCAGAAGGCCUACAAUAAGGCGCGCGAGAAGCCGAUUGAUUUCUACCUGGCCCGCGAGGAGCAGGCUCACCUGGAGAUGAAGCACCGCAAGGAGGAGGACGACCUGUAUCGGAGAUUUGCCAAGAAGCGCGAGGAGGAGGAUCGCAAGAUCCAAAGCGAGUUCCAGGACGAGUGGGAGCGCGAACUGCAGCGCCUGACGCACAAGUUCGAGAAGGAGUUGGCCACCUCACGACGCAGCCGGGACGAGGCCAACGUUCUGACGCUGCGGCACGAGCAGCAGAAGGAGGACCUGGAGAAGAACAUGACCCUGCGCCGGAGCAAGAAGAAGGAGAGCAUCACCCGGAAGAUGCUGGAGCACGAGCGUUACGAGACCGCCGCCCUGGUGGACAGGCAGUCGAGCGAGAUGCUGGAGCUGAUCAGCGCCCGCCGCUCCGAGUACAUGCAGAGCGAGAGCAUCUUCCUGGAUGAUGAGUUCAGCGAGGGCGCCGUGCCCAUCGAGUAUCCGCUGAAUGCCCCCGUUCCAGCACCGCCGGCGGUCAGUAAAUUCCAGAUCUACACGGACCCCAUAGAGUUUGAGGAUGUGGAUCGCAUUGCCAUCUCCGUGGCCCAGGAGGACCAGAAGACGUUCACGGAUCUGGUGCGCCAGCUGGUGGGACGCUGCACCACCGAUAUCGAGAAGGCCCGCACCAUCUUCCGGUGGAUCACAGUCAAGAACCUGAAUGCCAUGCACUUUGACGAUGAUCUGCGCGGCGACACGCCCAUGGGCCUCCUGCGUGGCAUCAAAUAUGGCACGGAGAGCUACCAUGUCCUGUUCAAGCGCCUCUGCAGCUAUGCCGGCCUCCACUGUGUCGUCAUCAAGGGCUACUCGAAGAGCGCCGGCUACCAGCCCGGCGUGAAGUUCCAGGACUCACGAUUCCGCAACUCCUGGAACGCCGUCUACGUGGCUGGUGCCUGGCGCUUCGUUCAAUGCAACUGGGGAGCCCGCCACCUGGUCAAUGCCAAGGAGGCUCCCAAGCAAGGACGCGGCAAGAACGACAGUCUGCGGUAUGAGUAUGAUGACCAUUAUUUCCUCACCGAUCCACGCGAGUUCAUCUACGAGUUCUAUCCGCUGCAAGAGGAAUGGCAGCUACUGAAGCGUCCCAUAACGUUGCGCGAGUUCGAGAAUCUACCCUUUGUGCGCUCGCUCUUCUUCCGGUACGGCCUGCACUUUGCCGACGAGGGCUAUGGGGCUGUGGUCUUCACGGACGACACUGGAGCGGCAACUGUGCGCAUCGCUAUGCCCACGGACAUGCAGAGUUGCCUGAUCUUCCACUACAAUCUCAAGUUCUACGACAGCGACGAGGAGCUCUCCUACGAUGGCGUCUCCCUCAAGAGAUUCGUGAUGCAGUCGGUGAUCGGCAACAUUGUGGCCUUCCGCGUGCACGCCCCAUGUUCGGGCGCCUUUCUGCUGGACAUCUUUGCCAAUGCGGUGACGCCCCAGGAGUACCUAACCGGGGAGCCCAUGAAGUUCAAGUCUGUUUGCAAAUUCAAGAUCUGCUGCGAGGAGCUGCAGACGGUGAUGGUGCCGCUGCCGGACUGUGCCAGCGGAGAAUGGGGACCCACAAAGGCCACCCGCCUCUUCGGUCUCAUUCCCAUCACGCACCAGGAUCCGCUCAUCUUUGCCGGGCGCAGCCUGGAUUUACAAUUUCGUAUGUCGCGUCCGCUGACAGAUUUUAUGGCCACGCUGCACAAGAAUGGCAUCGAGGAGAAGAAGCUGGCGAAAUAUGUGACUCACAGCACGCUGGACGACAUUGUCACGUUCAUCAUUAACUUUCCCGAGGAGGGUCAGUACGGACUCGACAUUUACACGCGUGAACUGGGCGCCCCACAGCAUCACCAUCACCACAACAACAACUCCUCAUCCUCCUCCGGCGAGAAACAUUUGUUGACGCACUGUUGUAAAUAUUUAAUCAACUCGUCCAAGCGGAAUUGAAUUGGUUCGGAGGGCGGAGCUGGACGUGGAGGCGUAGCUGUAGAUGCAUGGAUGCAUUCUUGGACAUAUGGAAGGCGGAAAGCGAAGCGGAGCAAACAUACACACAAAAUGCAAUAUUAAUUAUAGUCUAUACUUAAGCGGGAGCUUAACAAAUGUUUACCAUAUCACAAAAGUCCAUUAUGGAGGUGCUAUCUGGCAGCAAACUGGCGAAAAUUGAAAUAAUCCGAUGAUAACAAUGCAGGAGGAUGGAUGGAUGGAUGGAUGGAUGAUGACGAUGAGAAGAAUGAUAAUCGGAACUUGUAAAUACUCUAGACUCUAAUCAUUAGACCUUAACGAUGCCUAGUAAUACCAACCCUAAAAUCAGUUCUUAAUUAAAUUGUACAUCUACCGAUUAAUGCUUAAUAAUUUAUUACGUGAAACGCAAUCAACUCUACAUUCUACGAGUACACAUAUACAUACAUACAUACAUACACGUACGUACACACAUAUAUACGCGUACAUCCGACUUGAAUUCGAAAUGUUUAAUGUUUUUGUUUUGUUUAAGCGUUCAUAAUGUGAAUAAAACCUUAUUAUACAAUUA
Drosophila obscura is the source of this 3667-nucleotide messenger RNA. It is a transcript of the gene Hil, whose product is annotated as hillarin. The record is from RefSeq and is a predicted model, not a curated record. The transcript has 9 exons. Lineage: Eukaryota; Metazoa; Arthropoda; Insecta; Diptera; Drosophilidae. The coding region runs from base 634 to 3087 and encodes 817 amino acids.